Molecule: messenger RNA, 894 nt
Organism: Aureobasidium namibiae CBS 147.97
Lineage: Eukaryota; Fungi; Ascomycota; Dothideomycetes; Dothideales; Saccotheciaceae
Product: Fic-domain-containing protein
Exons: 1
Coding region: 1-894 (297 amino acids)
Source: RefSeq, a predicted model, not a curated record
AUGAAAGGCCCUUACAACUGGCUUAAUUUCAACCAUGAUCCCGAAGAUCUUUUCCUUGAGAACCAAAUCCUUAUGAACGACAUCAGCAAUCUCCUCAAAGCCCCUGCCCCUGCUCGAAACAUCGCCCUCGACAAACACUUGGUCAAGGACCUCACCCGUGUCGUGCACGGCUCCAAUCUCAUCGAAUCUGCUGGGUCAAACUUUGAUGUUACCUCGAAGUACUGCAGCAAGGUCUUCCAGGGGGAACCCAUCACCGAGGAGAUCACCAAAGUUGGUGUCCGCGAAGUUUUUCAGCAUGCCCGUGCUCUCUCCUUCAUCAUCGACGGGAUAGUUAUCCAUGAAAAGCCUCUCACCGAAUCUAUCAUCCUGGAGACUCACAAGAUCCUUACCUACAAGGUCGAUAGUGCUGGCGGUGACAAAUACACCGAGUAUGGCGGUAUAUACCGUACCGUACAUGUCGGCGCAGGUCUUACUCCAUUCGCAGCCCCUGAGAACGUCCCUGCUGAGAUGCGCGCCAUGAUUGCCGAAUACAAUCGCGACAUCAAUGCUGCAGAUCUGGCUGGUCAUCUGGACCCAUACAUGCUCGCCGCCAAAUACUGUCACAAGUUUGUCAACAUACAUCCUUUCGUAGACGGUAACGGCCGCACUUGUCGCCUCAUCCUCAACGCAAUCCUACUUGCGUACGCAGGCGUUGUCGUACCUCUAGGAGAGACAGAGUUUGACCGUGAGAUUUAUCUCUCAGUCGCAUGUCGUGCGUCAGAAGCCCAGCAGAACUGGGAUCCUGAAGAUACGGAGGAGAAUGAGUAUCAACCUGCGCCUUGGUCUGAGUUGCCAUAUCUGGUUCUGAUGGUAGCAAAUAGAAGUUUGAAGAAUACGAAGACCGCUCUCACAUAG